Messenger RNA from Vanrija pseudolonga, 2034 nucleotides. It is a transcript of the gene doxF, whose product is annotated as Salicylaldehyde dehydrogenase. Bases 1 to 2034 code for a protein of 677 amino acids. The record is from RefSeq and is a predicted model, not a curated record. The transcript has 6 exons. NCBI's taxonomy places the organism in Eukaryota, Fungi, Basidiomycota, Tremellomycetes, Trichosporonales, Trichosporonaceae. Gene Ontology annotation, biological process: GABA catabolic process. Gene Ontology annotation, molecular function: succinate-semialdehyde dehydrogenase (NAD+) activity.
AUGGCACAAACAGCAGUACGCAACCUGAUCCACGGGCACCAGCCGGCCCACUUCACGACGUACGACGUAGUGCACCCGCAGCACGGGCUAGUGCACGCGGUCGAGCGCUCGACCGAGACGGACGUGUUUGCCGCCAUCGGCGCGGCGCACCGCGCGAGCCUGUCCUGGCGGCAGACGAGCCUGGCCGAGCGCACCGAGAUUGUGCGCAAGGCGGCCGACCUGCUCGCGGACGACGGCUCGGGCUGGCGCCGGCGCAUCGACGACGCGAACGAGGCGGAGACGCCCGUGUCGCCUAAAUGGCUGGGCGUGUUCGACGUGCCUGCCUUCAUGAGGGGCUUGGCGGACGUCGCGGAGCGCGCGCUCGCCGACGAGGAGGUCAAGGCGAACGGAUGCCGUACGGCGUCUGCCUCGCCAUGGCGGCGUGGAAUGCGGUGGGUAGCGAGUCUGGACGUGGCCAAGCUGACCUACCAGGCCACGAUCCUCAUGAUGCGCGCGACCGUCACCCCCUUGCUGGCGGGCAACACGGUCGUCUUCAAGACGUCCGAGACGACGCCGUACACCCAGACGCUGGUCGCUCAGCUCCUCCACGAGGCGGGCGUGCCGAAGGACGCGCUCGUCGUGCUCCAUGUCGCGGUGGAGGACGCGCCCAAGCUCGUGCAGGUGCUCAUCUCGGACAAGCGGGUGCGCCACGUCAACUUUACCGGCUCGACGCGCGUGGGCUCCAUCAUCGCACGCACGGCCGGCGAGCACCUCAAGCCCGCGAUCGUCGAGCUGGGGGGCAAGGCGCCGCUCGUGCUCCUGCCCGACGCGGACCUCGAUGUGGCGGCGAGCAAUAUCAUCGCCGGCGCGCUCCUCAACGCGGGGCAGAUCUGCAUGUCGACAGAAAAGGUCAUCGUCCCGGCAACAAUGUACCCCGCGCUCGUCGUGGCGCUGCGCGAAGAGUGGAGCAGCUACGAGGGCAAGGCCGCGCGCGGGGUGGCGAGCGCGACAUCAGGCGACCGGAUCAAGAAGCUCGUCACGGACGCGCUGGACAAGGGCGCGAAGAACAUCCUCCCCUUCCCCAGCUCUGCGGCGUCGCUGCCCCCGGGCAAAGUCUACCCGUCCAUCCUGGGCGGGGUGACGCGCAAGAUGCGCCUGUACACCGAGGAGUCGUUCGGGCCGACGCUCGCGAUUGUCGCGGUGCCGGACGAGGGGCGCCGCGAGACGAGCGUCAUCCACGACCUGGUCCAGAUUGCGAAUGAUACAGAGUAUGGACUGAGCGCGGCCGUUUGGGGCAAGGACGUGGCGCGCGCGAGGGCCGUCGCGAGGGGCAUCGACGCGGGCGCGGUGCACAUCAACACGAUGACGCCAGGCGACUCCCCCCUCGUACCGCAUGGAGGGUGCAAGUCGUCCGGAUGGGGACGGUUCAACGGCGUCGAGGGCCUGCGGGCGUUCACCCAGGUGAGGGAGAGCCACCCGCACACGCUGACGACAAGGUACGCAGCAUUGAAGUCCCGGAUGCAGGCGCGCAGCGCGUCCCGCUGCACCUGUUUGAUCUCCCGGCUACGCGCCCUCUUCCCCCCAAGCCUCCCCAUCACGAUCGAGCACGUCGGGUCUACCUCGGUGCCCGGGCUCGCGGCCAAGCCGAUCCUCGACAUCGACAUUGUCGUCGCCGCGUCCGACCUCGCGCAGGGGAUAAGCGUGCUCAAAGCAGCAGGGUACGAGCACAGAGGGGACCAGGGCGUGCCGAGCCGCGAGGCGUUCCGGCUCCCAGCCGCACCGGCCGCGAGUGGGCCACGCGUGAACCUGUAUCUGUGUGUCGACGGCGUCCUCGCACUGCGCAACCACCUCGCGGUGCGCGAUGUGCUCCGCGCCGACGACGCGCUGCGGGACGAGUAUGCCGCGACCAAGUACCGCCUGGCGAGCACCCAGGGCAUCGAUAUGGACAGUUAUGUCGAGGGCAAGAGCGAGGUGCUGGGGCGUAUUCUGGCCAAGGGCGGGAUUGGCGCCGCGGAGCUCGCGCAGAUCGAGGAGGUUAAUCGCGAUACGAGGUAG